Molecule: messenger RNA, 1274 nt
Organism: Sander lucioperca (pikeperch)
Lineage: Eukaryota; Metazoa; Chordata; Actinopteri; Perciformes; Percidae
Product: lysozyme g-like
Exons: 7
Coding region: 169-1017 (282 amino acids)
Biological process (GO): peptidoglycan catabolic process
Molecular function (GO): lysozyme activity
Source: RefSeq, a predicted model, not a curated record
UCAGGAAGGACAUUCAGUUUCCUACCGUUAUGUUUUUCUAUUCACGGAAAUGACUCAGUUGGUUGGAAUGUACGCCUGCCUCUGGUCAGUAGUGCUGCCCACAGCUCAGGAUUUUAUCACGACAGGCUUCUCCUACUCCAGCUGCAUGUCCUCUCAGUGAUAGCAGAGAUGCCUCCAAAGACCGUUACAAGCGCCUUGAUCAACAUGCUGGAGGACCUAACUGACAUGCAGUUAAAGAAGUUCUGCUCCGCGAUCCUGGACCGCAGGGAAGAGCCGCGGGUCAGAAGGGUAUCUCUGGAAGGCAAAACUCGUCUAGAAAUCGCAGAUGUCCUGGUUUCAACUUAUACAGAGUCCGGAGCUAAAGACGUAGCGCUGGAGACUUUGGGGGAGAUUGGCUGCAACGCGCAAAGAGAGAGCUUCGCCAAGGACACAGGACCACUGACAUCUGUUUCUAAUUAUGGAAACAUCAUGGAGGUUAAAACUACUGGUGCCUCGGGGCAAACAGCUCAGCAGGACAUGCUGGGAUACUCAGGUGUGAGGGCAUCACACACCAUGGCAGAAACUGAUGCAGGCAGAAUGCAAAAGUAUAGGUCUAAAAUCAUCACGGUGGGAGGUAAAUAUGGGAUCGAUCCAGCUCUCAUUGCUGCCAUCAUCUCCAGACAAUCCAGGGCUGGAAAUGCACUAAAUAAUGGCUGGGGGGACAAUGGUAACGCCUGGGGACUGAUGCAGGUCAAUGUUAAUCCAAGUGGAGGUGGACACACUGCACGCGGCGCUUGGGACAGUGAGGAACACCUCUGCCAAGCCACUGAGAUCUUGGUUUAUUUUAUCGGCCGCAUCCGCAACAAAUUCCCGGGCUGGAGCAAGGAGCAGCAGCUGAAAGGAGGGAUAGCAGCCUACAUGAUGGGGGAUGGAAGCAUCCAUUCCUAUGAUGACGCGGAUGGCAGCACAACAGGUGGAGACUACUCCAAUGAUGUUGUUGCCAGAGCUCAGUGGUACAAAAACAAUGGAGGCUUUUAAAACCUGAAGAGUCCACAACAGAAAUCUCUGAACAAUCAUAAAGGAAAUACUUUGUAAUGUGUGCUAUGUCAAUAUAUCUACAUAAUAUAUACUAAAUGAACACAAUUUAAAGGGUAUUUCUAUUUAUUGGGCUCAGUGUGAACUCUGGCUGUCAUAAUUUGCUGAAAAGUAAGGAGGAAAGUAAUUUUCACUGUAGUCUUGUGCACCUAACUGCAUUGCUUUUGAGGCAGCUUCUGUAUUAAAUCAUUUACUCAAUA